CACUGCCAUAAUCACGCACGACUCGUCACGAAUAUGUCGACUGCUAUUAAAUGCAUUUUGACAGUUAACACGCAAGUCAACUGCGAUCAGUGAGAGAAAAAAAAUACGAGUGUGUCUCGCUGUCACGAUCGUUACUUUGAAGAAUGUCAUGCAUAAAACAUGAGUUGGUUUGAUGCUACGGGAUUUGCCAAUUUGGCAAAGUCUGCUCUAAAGGGAGCUCAGAAGACUAUAGAUAAGGCCUUAGAUAUCAAGGAGGAGGAACCAAAGGUUAUUCAAUCGCACGUAGAUGAAACUUCGAAUUUUUUUGCUACCUGGGGAUUGCAAAAUGAAGAGGAAACUAACAAAUGUGACAGCAAUCCACAAAAACAACAAAAUUCAAGCAGUAUUUGGGGUAGCUUUACAGGUUCGUUUUUUGAGCCUCCAAAAAUCAUAGAUAACAAUGUACGGAAGAUUGUCAAGCAUUCAAAGUCCUUGCAAAGUACUGCCAAUCAAGAUGAACAACAAUGCGAAAUGGUAUCUUCUACUUCUGUUCCUGAAGAAUUGGUGACAAAAGAUACAAAGCCUGUGGUAACAAAGGAUGAAUCUGUACAUACCGAAAAUGAAGGAGAUUCUAGUGCUAUCAGUGAAUCUAUAAAUAUAAAUUGUAACAUAUCUCAAGAAUCUAAUGAUAAAAAUGCAUUGGAAUCUGAUAUAUCAGAACAAUUGUCUCUAGACAAUAUUGCUUUUACUAGUACUAAAAAAAAUAUAAUUAAAAGUGCCAGUUUAGAUUUGGAACAAGUGUACUAUGCACCAACAACGGAUAAUAUUGACGAUGAUUCAACAACAAGCAGCGAUGAAAAAGAAGAAGAACAGUAUCAUAAUGAGAUGACAUUAGAAAGCAAUGAUACUAAUCAAACAUCGAGUUCCACUAAUGUGUUCCAUAAAGUACCCAACCCAGUUUCCUCGGAGAGUGAUAAGAAGAGCUGUGAAAGUGUGGAAAUACUUGGUUCGCAAUCUAACACAGAUUGUACAACAACGCCAGAAUCGGAUCUUAAUUCUAUUACUAAUUCCUUAAGUCCUUCCCUCAUUGGCAUCAAGGUGAAUUCCGAAUCAGUUGAAAUAUUACCGGACAGUCUGGUAACGUCGCCGAGUUCCGUGGAAGUUCUAGGAGAUUGGAAGAGCGACAGCAGUCCUUAUUUAUCUCCGAUAGAUCCAAAGAAUUCUGAGUCCUCUCCUGUUUUAGAUGUGGAUGAAUGUGUCACUCCAUGCGUAGACUGCACAGACUUGUUAUUACAGUCGCCGAGUAGAGAUCACUUCGCCGAAGCGUCUUCAUCCGAUAUCUCUCCAUACGAAUCUCCUAUGGAAGAAGUCAAAACAUUGAAUACCAAUUCGUAUUCUUGCAGUGUUGAUAGCACACCGUCACCCAAUGUAUUUUCCCAAUGUAUUAGUUUAGAUACGAAUAAAAACUCGUCACAAAUAACGGCAGACAGCUCGAAAACUUCCCCGGAAAGCGUCGAGGUAAUACCAGACGCGGAGGAGCUGGACGAAGUGAGUUUGGCCGAAGAUUCCUAUACUUCAGCUUCUGAAGGUACAAUCAUGACAGUAUUUGAGCCAUUACAACAGUUAGACGCUGUUAAAAACAAGAUUGAAUUGACCGACAUGAAUGUAAAGAUCUCCACAAGGAUGCACGAUUCGUGUCCGGACGAUAGGCAAACAUUGGCGAAAGCUUGCAUCGAGAACAAAUUGAAUUUGAGUCUUGACUCAUUGAAGGAGAAACACAAUUUGCAUUUAACGCUCGAACCGAUUACCACACAACCAAUCCGCAAAUUGGACCAUCAAUUAGAAGGAGUAAACGAAAAACCAGACGUUUCUACCUUUUCCCAAUUGAUGAGUACCACUAUAGAACCACCAGACCCUGACAAUUAUGCUCAAGUUGAAAACGUAGAGGAUACGAUGAUGAUCGAGAGUAAUGCCGAUCAAUAUUUAGUAUCUACCGAUUCGAGCGGAGAAGGAACCUUGCUCCAGAGCAGUUUGGACGAUAAUGCGACAUUGGUUUGCACGAAUGACAGCCCCAAAGUCUUAGAAACGCCUUUAACCGCUAGUUCUUAUGUGAAAACUAUGCUGGCUGAUGCUAUGGUCGAAAAGGGUGAAAUAAGUGAUAUGGAAACUCAUUGCACGGAAAUACCGCGAGAAAAUUCACCAAUAUCAUCAGAAAGUCGUUCCGAUCUGGUAAAAAUCGGCUCGGAUCAGGCCAGUGGUCAUACAAGCGGAGACGAAUUGGAAACCACAACAUCGAGCGACAUUGAAAUAAUAUCCAGUCCAAACGGUGAUUCAAGUUCGACUCAAUCGCGACAGAGUCCCGCAAAGUUGCAAUUGGCUAAAGGCAGUGAUUUGCUAACGAAAACUUUAAAGACCAGAGGUCAUUCACGGGAAUUAAGCGAGAUCAGCAUAGGAUCGGAUGAAGUGAAUAUGGAGAUCGAAAAGUUAUUGAAACGUGUGCAGGAGAUGACUGAGAUUUUGGAAGCGAGAGAAUCAAAGUUGAUUGACGUGAGCAGAAUAAACAUGGAACUACAUGAGCGAAAUGCAAAUCUAAUGAAGCAACUCGAAAAUUGCGAGAAACAUGUGGAACAGAAUCAAAACAUAAAUCAAAUCACAGAUGAAUAUACACAGCGUUUAUCAGCAUUGGAGAGAAAAUUUCAACAAGCUAUAAGAGAACGCGAUCAAUUGAGGAAAAAUUUAGAUCAGUUAAAGUUAGAAGCAGCAUCGCGUUUGUCGUCACAGGAAAUGUCUAAUAUAAACGCUGAAAAGGAUGAAAUCAUAAAAGAGCUUCGUGAAGAGGGCGAAAAACUUAGUAAACAACAACUUCAACACUGCAACAUCAUAAAAAAGUUGCGGGUGAAAGAGAAAGAGACCGAUGCAACGAUAAAGAGUCAAAAAGAGCAAAUAGAGGAGCAGAAUACAGAAUUGGAAAGAUUAAAACGAUCGUUACACGCAAAGGAGGAAGUGGAGCGCAGUCAAAUAGAAGCCGUUCAUACACUGACAGCAAAAACGAAGAAGCAAGAGAAAGAGAUAUUAACAUUGCAAGAAAAAUUGGACAAUAUAGUACAUAAAAUGGAAGCCUAUAAGAAAAGCUUGGAUGCUGCAAAAGUAGAGUUGGCAGAAACAAAAGAAACAUUGCUAACUAUGGAGGAGGAAUUGAAAGAAGCCGUGGAUAAUGCGGGAGAAUCGUGUCAACUGUUUGCACAACUGGAAGAUUUAAAAUUGAAAUAUCGUCAAGCUGAGGAAGCUCAUGUCAAGAGGGAAGAGUUUCUUAAACAUGAAAACAGCGAGUUGCUUAAACGAUUAGAAGCUGCAGAAGCUAGGAGUGAAGAGUUGUCUGAAUCUGUCUCAGUAGCAACAAAACCUCUAUUAAGGCAAUUGGAACAACUUCAAGCAAACUUAAUAUAUAAAUCUAAUAGUUUCAUGAAACAGGAGAAGAUUAUGUCGGAGAAAAAUAUUGAAUUACAAUCAAAAGUCGAAAAUUUAAUGGAAAUGGAUCGUCUUUUAAGAGAAGAGAAUAUCAAUUUGAAGUCCAAAGAGUCGCAGUUAGAAUCAAAGCUCAAUUUAAAAGAGAAAGAAAAGGCAAAGUUGCAAGAAGCAUAUGAUAAAUUAAAAGAAGAAAUUGAAAGAUUGUCUGAGCAAAAUAAGCAACAUCAAGACAAAAUAAAAAUUCUCGAGCAGACUCAUUCCGAUUAUGUGCAAGAAUUAAAAAGAGAAAUAAAUGCAUUAGAAAAUAAAUUAGCUGUGGAGAAAGCAGCGACCGAGGCGGAACGAAGAAGAAAUAACGCUUUAUUGGAACAGCAGCAAAAUACUGAUGAGGAAUCACGAUAUAGUCCUACUCUCAGUAUAGGACAAGAAUCCGUUAGUAGCGCGAAUAGUGCCUGGCCGGCUUUUAACGAUUCAGUAUUUGAUAAUAGCUCUGGAAGAUUUCCCCCAAUGCCUUACGAAAGCAUCAGAGCAGGCUCAAGCAGUACGUCGAUCUUUGAAAAUUUACAGGCACAACUGAAACAGAGAGAUGGUGAAAUACAGCAACUUCAGUGGGACUUGUCUCGACGGAACACAGAAAGAGAUGCAUUGAAUUCGGAAUUGGCAACGUUAACUUUAAAGAUCGAAGAUUUGAAUAUAAAAGUCGCGGAAACGCAGGCACUUAACGAAAACCUCAGAGAGACACAAACCAGAUAUGACGCACUGUUGCAAAUGUAUGGCGAAAAAGUUGAAGAGAAUCAGGAAUUGCGAUUGGAUCUACAGGACAUUAAGGAAAUAAGAGUAUUCAACAUGGGUGACCAAGUUCUGAUAACAGGCAGACGUACAAAAGUUGCUAAUCCACAGAGAAAAAGAAUGAUUACACCAGAUGUAAUCUUGCAUACCAGAGAUGUAAUGAUUCCUGUUAUAAAAUCUGUACCCUUUAAGCAGAGCUUUAACAUUCCCUUGUCAGAAAAUAAACAUCAAAUUCUAUUGGCACAAGACUACAGAAAUAAUCCUGCAUUGCUGUUCUCGGAAACACCAUCGCAUACAUUGUAUAAUCCUUUGGAAAACUUACUUGAGGUGAAAAGGCUCAAUUAUUGGAAACUCAGAAAUCAAAGUACAAAAUAUACUAUUCCUGGAAAAACAAACUCUCAAAAUAUCAAGAAAAAAAGUAUUGUGCAAAAUUCAUGCCCCUUGAAGAGAUUGUCCUGCAAGAAAAAAAGUAAUAUGUUACAUUUUCCUAAUACAAUGCAAUUACAACCAUCAAAAAAGGACGAAAAUUUGCACAAGACAAGUUCAAAAUCCAUAAAACUGUCAAGAAAGUGCGAUUUGUCACAAAUCAGAGAAAAUCAAUUAAGAUAUAAAGACAAAUCUGUAGUUUUGCCAAAGAUGGAAACACCAAUUAACAAUAUUAGCAAUAUUAAAAUAAGCAAACCAUCAAUUAUAUCGUUACAAAGUCAAUCCUUCCACGAUUUUACAGGCACUAUUUCCACAGUAUCAUUAUUAUCAGUGCCUAGUUUCAAACUUGAAAACAAGAAAACAUUUGCAAAUAUUGAAAAUAGGAAGUUGGUAUCUAGAUUGGUAUCGAAUUAUUUGCAACCUAAUAACAGUGAAUAUGAAAUAAAUGUGUUACAUUAUGAGAAUGAUAAUUCGUUAGAAAAUAACUUGUCACAUUUUUCACAAUCUCAUUUAAAAUCCAAUAUAAAUUGUUCUUCCACUGACAACAUCGGUUCAAUCAAGAUGCAGGAUAUUAUUGAAAUUCCUGCUAAUAAAAAAAGGAAUAGAAUCAUAGAAUAUGCAACAGAAAAUCAUCACAAAUGUCCAUAUGAUCCAUAUGAAAUCAUACGUAACAUUAAAUAUUCAUGGGAAACAGAUAGUUGGAUGCCAUCCUCUCAGAGAAAAGAAUAUAAUAAUGAACGUGAAAUAAAAAAUAUGGAAUGGUAUGGCAGAAAGCCUUACGAUUGUAAAAUAAAAUAUUCCUGGCAAGCUAUUGGGACAAGCACACAAACAUCAUACAGCUUGUUACAAGAUUUGCUGAAUGAUACUGAUACAAAAAGCAAUAUGUCUGCAUACAAAAUAUGCAACAUAAAAUAUUCUUGGCAAAUUAUAGGAACUAGUACACAAGCAUCUUUGUGUGCUAUCAAUUAUAAUGAUCAAGAUUAUUGGAAUGGCAUGUUGCUGACACCAACUAAAAAUUAUAACGAGAACAAUAUUCAAAUUGACAAUAAUAAAACAGGUUGCACUAAAUUGCAAGAUCAUUCAGCAAAGUAUUUAGAAAAAAGAUUGAAAAGAUAUUUAAUAUUAAACAAUCAGCAAACUCAAACUUUUGCCGAGAAAGAAGUCCAAGCUGAUACUAAUGAUUACUAUAUGGAACAAAUUUUAGAAGCACUGACCAAUCAAAGCAUAUCAGAUAAGUCGGAAAUAGAACAAGUUGACAAUCGUGAUGAAUUAUUAGACAAAUAUAUGAUAAAACCGUUAAUACCAAAUCCUAGCAAGAAUUCUGUGAUAUCUAAUAACGGCAAUGAAAAGACGAAAAAGGAAGAACUUUUGAUGAGAUUAACAUACACAUUGAAAAAGUUAAAUCAAUAUGAACAAAACGAUAAGAAUUAUGAUACAAAUGUAGCACAGCUUGAAGCAGAAGGUAUUUUUACACAAAAAGAAGUACUGUCACAAAAUGUAGAAGAGGAUAUCAAAGGCAUUAUACAAUCUGUGCAAGAAUACAUAACAAAAUUGGAUUAUCAAUUAAAGGAUCUUGACAAUGCUGAUCAACAGAUAGAAAAUAGUAUGAUGAAAACGUUAAAAGAUAUAGACGGAACAUUUCAAUCUUUACUAGAUGAUGUGUGCUAUGAAAUCAAUAAGAGACGCGAAGAAUUGAUAUUGGAAGCAGAGAUUCACAAGCAUGAAAGUCUAAUACCGCUGAGAGCUUGUAGAAGGGAGGUGGAGGCACAGAUACAAAAUGCGCAAAACAUUAUAUCUAUGAGCGAAAAUAUACAGCAUCCACAUCGAUAUAGCACAAACAGAUUUGAAAAGAUAAUUGCUGCUAGUAAUGAUAUAGGCAGGAUACCGGCAGUACCGUACUCCGAGGAGCUUCCAAAUAUAAAUUUCGAUCGUCCAUUAAACUCCUAUAAAGAAGAGAUCAUUGAACAAAUAUCGAAGCUCGGUUGCAUUUCUCGUACGGUACCUGUUCAGAUAACGAACAUCGAGGAGAGACCGGCGGGUUUAUUCGUCAAAUGGCACAUAACUAAUCCCGAAUACACUACCGAGGAACAAACAUUUAUCGUAGAGAAGGUGAACGGGGAAAUUCUCAAUCCAACAUCGUGCGAGUUUGAGACGGUGUAUAAAGGAUCUGAGACUUUUUGCUUUGUCAGAAAUAUACCUGUUAAUCAGCCAGUCACACUUAGAGUCAGAAUACAAGCAGACAAUGUAGCAAGAAGUGUACAUCAUAUUGCAAGGACUUCUAUACCACCAUAUAGCUGGGAACUUGAUAAUAAACAUUAUAUGAUCACUAAUAAUGGUAAAACGGCUGCAAAACUCACAGACACUAUAAGCACAUUGUUCUCACAUGGUCCUCAGUUUGAUGCGAAUCACAUAAUCGAGUUCAAGUUCUUAGAAGUUUCGCCCGAAGGAGAUAAUGACGAAGGUAUCGCAUUGGUUUACAAUCCACGAGACAGUCACGACACUUUAAAAAGAACAGCAUCAUUGAUGAUCACAUCUUGUGGAAAGAUCUUCAUGGAUGGUAACGAGAAAUUGAUGCGCCUGCCAAGAAUGUGUUUUGGUACGAACAUUAUGAUCUCAGCUUUUCGAAAAAAUGCUCACAUAUUGCGAGUGAAUAUCGAAUCUGAAAAUAAAUGUGUCACAUAUGAUUGGCGUGUGCAAACGCCGCUGUUCUUUGCCGCCCGUUUUACCGAGUACAAAAAAUGGAGUUUAAUGGUUAAAUGAGAUACAAGAGUUAUUUUUAUUACACAAGACGCAAUGUAAUUCUGUAAAUAAACGGAAAGUGCCUUACGCACAGGAAACAUUCAACC
Messenger RNA from Formica exsecta, 7508 nucleotides. RefSeq lists its product as uncharacterized. NCBI's taxonomy places the organism in Eukaryota, Metazoa, Arthropoda, Insecta, Hymenoptera, Formicidae. The transcript has 18 exons. Bases 160 to 7422 code for a protein of 2420 amino acids. The record is from RefSeq and is a predicted model, not a curated record. Gene Ontology annotation, cellular component: endoplasmic reticulum; Golgi apparatus.